AGGUAUCAUCUUCAUUCUUCAGACGAAAUAAACAAGUGAACAUCUAAUUUCUUUUAAGAGGAUUAAGUUGAUUUCUUUGAUUCAACUAUGGAGGAAUCAGGAUCAACACCAGCUUCCGUUAACUCAAAUGCAUUGUUGCCACCACUACAUCCUCCUCCAAGAUCUUCUAACGCCUCUACUGAAGUUAGUUCAGUUGCAAAAGUACCAACUGCUGGUGAAGCUCCAUCUGCACCAGCUGCCAAUGUUUCCGAUGCUGGUACCAUCACUGUCACUGCACCAGCUUCUAAGAAGCGGAAGAAAACUUCAUGGGUUUGGGAUCACGUUGAUAUGGACCCUCCUCCUUCGAUAAUGGUAACUUGCAAGAAAUGUAAACAGAGAAUGAAAGCUGACUCUUCUACACAUGGGACCGGCUCCUUGAAUAACCAUUUAAGAAAGUGUCUGAAUCUUAUUCCUAAGGAUUCUGGUCAGUCGACUCUUUCUUUUGAACCUGCUAGGCUGGGAGAAGAUGAAAAGUUAGUUGCUGUAACUUUUUGUCAGGAUUCGUGUAGAAAAGCAUUGAUUAUAUUCAUCAUAGUGGAUGAGCAGCCUUUUAGAAUAGUUGAGGGGGAAGGUUUCCGAGAAUUUUGCAAGGUACUUGAGAGUAGAUUCAAGAUACCAUCUCGUAUCACUGUACGGAGAGAUGUUAUGGAACUGUUUGAGUACGAGAAAGUGAGAUUGAAGAAUUAUUUCAAGGUUAAUAAAGUCAGAGUUUGCCUCACCACUGACACAUGGAGCUCACUUCAGAAGUUGGGAUAUAUGGUUAUUACAGCACAUUGGAUAGAUGCUAGCUGGAAGUUGCACAAGAAGAUCAUUAGUUUCAUCCAAAUUGUAGGUCAUAGCGGUGAGACUAUUGGUAGGAUGAUAGGAACAUGCUUGUUAGAUUGGGAGAUCGAAAAUGUGUUUACUAUAACUUUAGAUAACGUUUUUUCCAACGAUGUAGCUAUAACAUAUCUGCAAAACCAAGUACUCAGAAAGAAUUCAGAUUUAGUGAAGAGUUUCUUACAAGUGAGAUGCGCUGCUCACGUCCUUGCCCUUGUUGUAAAGCAUGGAAUGAAGGAGUAUGACAUCUCAAUUAAGAGAAUAAGGGCAGUAGUGAAGUAUUGUAUGAGUUCUCCUGCAAGAUUGAAAAAAUUUAUGGACUGUGUCGCUUACGAGAAGAUUGAAUGCAAGAAGGGUUUGGUCCUAGAUGUAGACACCCGUUGGAAUUCGACAUUUACUAUGUUAGACUCAGCUGAGAAGUAUCAGCCAGCUUUUGAGAGGUUAGAGUAUGAGGACAAGGCAUUCAAGAAGAAGUUCUGUUUUGUUGAAAGUCAAAUUCCUUUAGUUUCUUCUACUUCUAGUACUUCCACCGUUGAUAACCAACCUGACUGGGAUGUGGAUGAAAACCAAGAUGCAGACUUAAGUUCUGAUGAAGAAGUUAUUGCUACUGCAAAGAGAGGAAAGAAACGCAAGAGAACAAGUUCUGAUAAGGCCCCAUCAGCACCUCCUUUGCAUGCGCCAUACCCAUCAGAUUGGUCGUAUGCUAGAGCCUUCGCGAAGUUUUUGAAGGUAUUUUUUGAUUUUACUGUCAAGUUCUCUGCUUCUACUCAUGUUAUUGCACACGAAUUCUUGUUUCAUGUGAGUGUUAUUCAUCGAACUUUAAACACAUGGGCAAAUCACAAAGAUACAUUUCUUUCUAGCAUGGGUCUUAAAAUGCAAAGUAAAUAUAACGAGUAUUGGGGACGUUAUGAAAAGAUGAACAAUCUUAUGUUUAUUUUUGUAUUAUUGAAUCCACAAGAUAAAGAAUUAGGAUUGAAGUUUCUUCUUGGCCAGUUAGGAAUUGGUGGUGGUUAUUUGAGAACAGAACUAAUGGAUCUUGUAAUGAGGGACUUUAAGGCACUUUUUGAAGAAUACUGGGAUGUCCAAAUGAGUGCUGGAAACUCAACAGUUGUAACAGAUAGUAGUGGUGGUAAUACUGUUGGCGCUGAACCAGAUGAUGAAGGAGAUUGUGCUGCAGCCGCCCUUAUGGCAGAGAGAGCAAGAGAAGAAGAGGAAAGUUUUGAUGAUGAAGGAAAAAAUGAGCUGGAGACUUAUUUGAGAGAGAAACGAGAACCGCGGAAAGAGAAAGUUUCUUUUGAUAUCUUAGGUUGGUGGAAGACGAACUCGACUAGUGGCAUCUGA
This is a messenger RNA of Papaver somniferum (opium poppy), 2199 nucleotides long. RefSeq lists its product as uncharacterized. Bases 88 to 2199 code for a protein of 703 amino acids. The transcript is spliced from 4 exons. Gene Ontology annotation, molecular function: DNA binding. NCBI's taxonomy places the organism in Eukaryota, Viridiplantae, Streptophyta, Magnoliopsida, Ranunculales, Papaveraceae. The record is from RefSeq and is a predicted model, not a curated record.